Moesziomyces antarcticus is the source of this 1482-nucleotide messenger RNA. RefSeq names its product carbohydrate-binding wsc protein. Bases 1 to 1482 code for a protein of 493 amino acids. Lineage: Eukaryota; Fungi; Basidiomycota; Ustilaginomycetes; Ustilaginales; Ustilaginaceae. The record is from RefSeq and is a predicted model, not a curated record. The transcript has a single exon.
AUGAACCCACCAUCCGUAACUGGCGACGCUGGACGUGCCUCCUUCCAUAGCCUGGUGCUAAUUCCUUGCUACUCGACUACUGUAUCUUCUGGGGGGUUGCGUACAAUGAUCGUUAUCAAGACGGCGCUGGUGGUACUGGUGGUACUGGUGGGGUGGGUGGUAGCGUUGAGUUCCGAUCCGGGCGUGUAUCCGGGUGGGGACCAGAACCCGCUCCACGGGUGGCGUACACUACCCACCAUCCCCGGCGCCUCUAUCGACAAUACAACACUCGCAGUGGGGAACGCCACGCUGGUGCACUAUAUCGACGCGGCUUACGAUGCACGCCGCGUAAAACGCGCGGUGAUUCAGAUCCAUGGCGAGAAUCGAGAUGCCUGGAACCAGUGGCUUUACGCCGACCUUGCUGCCCAGCGCGCGGCGGAGGGUGGCGAUCUGGAGAGAGACGAGGUGGUGGUGAUGGCACCCAUGUUCUUCAACACGCGCGACCGUGGCGCUUAUCCUUACGAUGAAGCGCUGGAUCCCGUUGCGACUACGACUACACAGGAUACUUCGCUCCCAACCAACACGGCUGUUCGAAGAGGGAUGGAAGGGAGGGUGCUGGAGCGCAGGGGAAAGUUCCCGAUUCCGUUGGGGAAGGUCAGUACGACACGUGCGAUGAUUUGGAAGUCGGUCGAGUGGGGCGAAGGUGCAAAUGCCUACGAACCGGUCGGUGCACCGGGUAGCUUUGAAGCCCUAGACGCCGCGGUUGACUUCUUCCUCGACCGAACGCGGUUCCCCCAUCUGCGAAAAGUGGUCGUUGCGGGAUUCAGCCUGGGCGCGCAACUCACCAAUCGGUAUGCCACCUUCCGCACGGACACGACCAACGACGACCGCGUGGCGUUCUGGAUCUCAAGCCCCAACUCGUUCGUCUACCUCACCCCCACCCGCCCCCUCCGCAUCGGCGCAGCCUGUGCAUCCACGUACGCCGACUACAAGUACGGCCUCAACGGGACGCUUCCCUCGUACAUCUCAUCGACAUCGUUCUCGGCAUCCGAACUCAUCCAGCGCUACCUGGCUAGGACGGUGUAUUACCUUGUAGGCAUGCAGGAUGAUUCUGCCGGCUUGGACUCGUGUGCACCGAAUAGCCAGGGUCGCGGACAUCUGGACAAGAUGUGGUACUGGACCCAACAAACGCUCCCCUACCUACCGGGCAGCACGGGCAACGAGGGGGAACUUCCCCCCAACAGCGAGGUCAGGUUCGUUGCAAAGACGGGCCACCAGGACUGGAAGAUGAUCACCUCCGAUCCGGGCGUCGAAACGCUGCUUCUCAAAGGGUGGUACGCCAACGGAACGGAUGCACGCGCACCCAAGAGCAACGGUGUUACCGCGGCCAAUACCCCAUCCUUGCACCAGGUGACCAACGCGGCAUCCACCAGCCACCGCGGGCACGUCGUCGCCGUGACCGUCGCGGUGUCACUUCCGCUACUCGUCGCCCUCACAUUGUAG